Molecule: messenger RNA, 5352 nt
Organism: Tympanuchus pallidicinctus (lesser prairie-chicken)
Lineage: Eukaryota; Metazoa; Chordata; Aves; Galliformes; Phasianidae
Product: vitellogenin-2-like
Exons: 35
Coding region: 33-5195 (1720 amino acids)
Biological process (GO): lipid transport
Molecular function (GO): lipid carrier activity
Source: RefSeq, a predicted model, not a curated record
CAUUUCCCCUGUAGUGUUCAGUCACUUUUAGCAUGAGGGGACUCAUCCUGGCCCUGGUGUUCGCCCUUGUGGGGGCCCAGAAGUAUGACCUUGAGCCUGGUUUUCGUACUGGCAAGACCUACCUGUAUGACUAUGAGGGCCUCAUCCUGCAUGGGCUGCCAGGCAAGGGGUUGGCAACAGCGGGGCUGAAGCUGAUCUGCAGGCUGGAGAUCAGCCGUGUGUCUCACAGCGACCACCUUCUGCAGAUCCGAUCACCAAAGCUGGAGGAAUACCAUGGCUUCUGGCCCGGAGACGCCUUCACUCUGUCUCCAAAGCUCACAGAGACCAUAGCUGCAUGUUUCAGCCAAGCCUUUAAGUUUGAAUACACCAAGGGAAAAGUGGGAAGUAUUUACGCCCCUGAGAACUGUCCCAUCCUCUGCACUAACCUUGUGAGAGGGAUUCUGAACAUGAUGCAGAUAACUGUCAAAAAGUCACAAAAUGUGUAUGAACUACAAGAGUCCGGGAUUGAAGGCAUCUGCCAGACCAGAUACGUUAUCCAGGAUGACAGCAAGAAUAACCGUGCCACCAUUUCCAAGAGCAAGGACCUGACGGACUGCCAGGACAGAGCGGUGCAGAGCACAGGCAUGGCCUACAUCCGGCCCUGCCCCACCUGCCCCAUGAAAGUCAGAAACAUGAAGGGCACAGUGCUGUUCACUUACAAGAUGAAGUACUCUGACAGUGGAGCCUUGAUGCUGUCUGCCAUGUCUGAGCAGAUGUACCAGAUCUCCCCCUUCAAUGAGCCUGACGGGACAGCAGCCGUGGAAGCCAGACAAAAACUGGUUCUGGUUGACAUUAAAAGCAUUCCCAUAAAGGCACCAGAUGCUCAACUGCAAAAUCAGGGGAGUCUUCGUUAUCAUUUCCCAGGAGGGCUGCUCCAGAUGCCAGUUCCUCUAAUAAGAGUCAAAAAUGCAGAUGUGCAGUUAAAAGAAACACUGCAACAAUUAGUUCAGAAUAAUGAAGAAGGAGGCACUACAGAAGCUUCAGUUAAGUUCUUACAAAUGGUCCAGUUGCUUCGUGUAGUGACCCUGGAUGAAAUCGAGUCUGUGUGGGUGCAGUUUGCCAGUGAACCGCCGUACAGGCACUGGUUCAUGAGCGCUGUGUGUGCCGCUGGAGCUACCGACACGUUCCAGUUCCUCAAACAAAAAAUUCAUGAUAAGAAUCUUAACAUCUGGGAAGCAGCUGUGGCUCUCCCUCUCGCCUUCCAUUCUGUCACGCCCAGUAAGAAAACCCUAGAAGUUGCCUCAACUUUUCUAACCUGUCCCCAAAUUCAGAAAACACCAAUGCUGCGAGUACUUGUUUACCUGGGAUAUGGUAGCUUGGUAAAUAAAUACUGUGCUCAGCCUUCAUUUUGUCCUAAUGAACUUCUUCAGCCACUCCAUGACCUUGCUGCUGAAGCUUCCAGCAGAAGCCGUGUUGAAGACAUAGCCUUGGCCCUGAAAGCUAUAGGCAAUGCAGGAGAGCCAGCCAGCAUCAAACGCGUCCAGAAAUUUUUGCCAACAUUUUCACUUGCUGCUGCAGAAUUACCGAGCAGAAUUCAUGCUGAUGCCGUGCUGGCCUUGAGGAAAAUAGCCAGAAAAGACCCUGCAAAAGUAAGGGAGAUCACUCUCCAAAUUUUUAUGGACAGCACACUUGCUCCUAAUGUGCGCAUGACGGCUUGCAUUGUCCUCUUUGAAACAAAGCCUUCUCUUCCUGUUGUGGCAGCCAUGGCCAGCUCACUGCUGACGGAGACCAGCUUACAAGUGGCCAGUUUCACAUAUUCUCACAUGAAGGCGUUGGCAGUAGGUGGGAUCCCACAGCUCUACAAUCUAUCUGCUGCUUGCAACAUUGCCAUUAAGCUUCUGAGCCCCAGAUUUGGCAGGUUGAGCUAUCGUUACAGCAAUGUCAUUCAUGCUGGUGGUUAUUCCUAUGUGUAUAAGACUGGUGCAAUUUGGAGAGUUUAUCUAAUGAACAGUCCCAACUCUAUGUUUCCAUCUGAUAUAAUAACAAAAGUAAGAGGAUAUUACGCAAAUACUGCAACAGAUAUUGUAGAAAUAGCUCUUCGGUCACAAAGCCUAACCAAUAUCAUCCGGAAACAGAAUAUUCCCUUUGCUGAAUAUGAUACAUACAAGACCCUGAAGGAACUUGGUAAAACGCUUCUGGGGUGGAAAGAAUUGCCUCCCGAAGAUCCUCUGCUGUCUGCUUACAUCAAAGUGUUGGGCCAGGAGAUUGCCUUCAUUGACAUUGACAGCAGCAUCAUUCAGCAAGCCAUGAAGAGUCUAACUGGAUCAUCAAGCUGGCAGCCAGCAGUGAAAAGAGCAGUGGAGGAGGCCCAGCGAGGUGUUUCAGGCCGAUGGGCACUGCCAGCAGUGGUGGCCGAGCUGCGGCACGCCGUCCCCACGGUGCUGGGCCUGCCGCUGGAGCUCAGCAUAUGCGGUGCCGCGCUGGCUCAGGCUGCGGCCACCGUUGAUAUGCAGAUGUCACCACCAUUACUGGACAACUUCAGACCUUCACAGUUGUUGGAAACCAACAUGGAUAUUCAUGCUGAUGUGAAACCAAAAGUAUAUUUUCAUAUGAUUGCAAUGAUGGGUACUAAUACACAGUACCUUCAGAGUGGUCUUGAACUUCAUGCAGAGUUCAGUGCCAACACUACAAUGAAAUUUGAUGCCAGGAUAAAUAUGAAAGAGAAGAAUGUGAAGAUUGAAACCCUUCCCUGCCAUCAGGAAGUUGAGCUCGCAGCUGUAAGGAGUGAAGCUUAUGCUAUUUCAAGAAACGUGGAAGAAGUAGAUUCUGAGAAGAAGUCCCCUAUUCUCCCCAACGGAGAAAUGCCAACUGUCUCCAAUCAGCAUUUCCAGUCAUCAGAAAUCUUUUCAAGAGCCAGAAGCUGGGAGCAAAGAAAUAUUCGCAGUGGGAUAUCCAGAGGACACUUGCAAGGUUCAGAAGAUGAACAUCAUCAUGGUGAAGGACAGAGGUCUUAUGCACGCGUCUUCUGUAGAAAAUUAGCCAGUUUGGGAUGUUCUGCUUGUCUCAGCCUAAAGUCACGGAAUUCUGCUUUCUUAAGAAAUACCUGUCUGAACAAAUUAGUUGGAGAACUUGAAGCCAAAAUAGUUUUGCUGCCAGUUCAUACAGGUGCUGAUAUUGAAAAAAUACAGCUAGAGAUACAAGCAGGAGCCAAAGCAGCUUCCAAAAUAAUUGAUGCAACAAGUUCAGGACCUAAAGAAGAGAAGGAGCCAUCUCUGUAUGAGAAUAUUAAAGCUAAACUGAAGAAGAUUCUAGGCAUUGAGAAUGUGUUCAAGGUUGCAAAUAAAACACGUCGUCAUAAGAAGUGGAUUCACGAUAAAGUAAAGGCUGCAGUUACAGACCUCUGGGAAGAUCCCAGUGCAUCCCCACUCUCCAGUUCGUCUUCUACUGAUUCCUCUGCUGAGCGUAAGGAGCCUGGAAAUAAACAUGAGAAAGAUGAGGUGUGGCAAUUUGGGAAGAAGCAUGGCUCUGGCAGCAGCAGCAGCACUGGUUCUGGUAGCAGUAAGGCCUGCAGCAGCAGUAGAGAGGACAGCUCUGGAGACAAGCUCUGCAAUGUGAACAGUGAAUAUUUCAACCAACAGGCAGAUCUACCAAUUUACCAGUUUUGGUUCAAGCCAGCAGAUGAACAGGACUCACCAAGGAAAGUUCAGAACAGCAGCAUCAGCUCCUCUUCUUCAUCAUCUAGCGAUGAAGGCAUCUCUGUACCUGUGUCUCAGCCUGUGUUCCUGGGAGACAGCAGGCCACCAAUACUGGCUGCAGUUCUUCGUGCCAUCAAAAGAAAUGAGCAGCCGACAGGAUACCAGCUUGUGCUGUACACUGACAGACAGGCCUCCAGACUGAGGGUGCAGGUGUUUGUAUCAAGCAUAACAGAAUCAAAUAAGUGGAAACUCUGUGCAGAUGCAUCAGUAGUAAAUUCCCAUAAAGCAUCGGGUACCCUUAAAUGGGGUAAAGAUUGCCAGGAUUAUAAGGUUGCUACUCAGAUUGCAACAGGACAAUUUGCUGCACAUCCGGCUAUACAGGUGAAGCUAGAGUGGUCAAAAGUGCCUUCAAGUGUCCGAAAAACUGCCAGAUGGUUGUACACAUAUUUUCCAGGAGCUGCAUAUAUGCUGGGCUACUCCCAAAAGCAGCAGCGUGGUCCUUCUCACCAGGCAGCCAUGGUGAUGGCUCUGACGUCUCCAAGAACCUGCGACGUGGUCCUAAAGCUACCUGAGCUCACAGUUUACAACAGAGCCAUCAGGCUUCCCCUGCCACUCCCUUCAAGCUCAGAUACACCAACCUCACCACUUCCAUCCUCUGACUGGAACGUCUUUUACCAAGCAGCCUUUUCAAUCAUUGAAAACCUUAAAGCUCGUUGUUCAGUUUCCCAAAAUAUGAUAACAACCUUCAAUGGAGUUGAGUUUAAUUAUUCAAUGCCUGCAAAUUGCUACCACAUCUUGGCUCAGGAUUGUAGUCCAGAAUUGAAGUUCCUGGUGAUGAUAAAAAGACUUGAAGAAUCUACUGACCUUACAGCAAUAAGUGUCAGGCUUGCCAGCCAUGAGGUUGACAUGUAUGUUUCCAAUGGACUAAUCCAGCUGAAGAUUAAUGGUGUUCAAACCCCAACAGAUGUUCCAUACACAUCUAAGUCUGGUCUGCUGAUAAGCAGUGAAAAGGAAGGCUUGUCAUUAAAAGCCCCUGAAUAUGGUGUAGAAAAACUGUACUAUGAUGGACAUAAACUUGAGAUUCAGGUUGCUUUCUGGAUGGUUGGAAAAACAUGUGGUAUUUGUGGAAAAUAUGAUGCUGAGAAGAAAAGGGAGUAUCAAAUGCCCAGCGGAUAUUUAGCUAAAGAUGCAGUGAGUUUUGCUCAGUCCUGGGUCAUCUCAGAAGACGUAUGUACUGGAGCUUGCAAGCUGCAGAGGAAGUUUGUCAAAAUUGAGAAGCCAGUUGCAUUUGACAAAAAGGCCUCAAAAUGCUUUUCCAUUGAGCCAGUUUUACACUGUGCAGAAGGCUGUUCAGCAACCAGGACUGUUCCUGUCUCUGUUGGUUUCCACUGUGUACCAUCUGACUCCACACUCGAGCUGGAGGAGGAGCAGGCCAGGUUAGAUCAGAAGUCCGAGGACUUGGUGAGCAGCGUCGAUGCCCACACGGCGUGUUCCUGUGCCCAGCAGCCGUGCGCAGCGUGACGCUCCGUAUCACGCGAUGCAUCACGUUUGCUAUCAGCGUUAGCGCUCACUGCGGAACUGCGGACACAACCGUGUUGGCCGGCAAAGCCGAGGCCGAGCCUGCUUCACACUACGCUGUUUUCCUCCGCAGUUAUUUUCAGCUCCUCACAAUAACUGC